AUGGCCAUCGCCUUCUUCUAUCCGGCGUCUGGGACCGACUCAAACCACCUCGGCCUGUUAAGAUUGUUUCGGGGGACACCGAGAGAUAAGCUUCUCCAAGACGACGGGGCAGACGGUGAACAGCCAGAUAUUUCUCCCGUUGUGGAGCUGCACCCUAAUUUAGUCGGUCUGCCUACCGAUCGCAUGGACGAUGUGGCCACACGAGCACCGAGAAUUAGGCGAGGAAAGGGCAUGCAAUGUGUUAGCCCUACCGUUUACCAUACAGGCAUGGUAGAUGUCAGUGGCGCCCUUGAUCCUGUAACGCGCUUGUCAGUAGACGGGGUGUCCAUACAUGCAUACAUAGUAGCAGUGGCGGCCCACGGCGGACCAACAACAUGGAAUCAGGACAUCCCUGGCACUCACAACGCCUUGUCUCAGGGUCAUGGAGAUACUGCCCGCUUCGGUGGCUAG
Molecule: messenger RNA, 450 nt
Organism: Bipolaris zeicola 26-R-13
Lineage: Eukaryota; Fungi; Ascomycota; Dothideomycetes; Pleosporales; Pleosporaceae
Exons: 3
Coding region: 1-450 (149 amino acids)
Source: RefSeq, a predicted model, not a curated record